AUGAUGAGACCUGAGUUUCUGAGACAGAAGGAAGAGCUUUUAAAAUCCCUUCUGUUUACGGUCGGGUUCGAACUCAGUACUUCCGUGCUUUACGUCCGAUCUUGUCGCUGAAGUCUUUCUUUAUUUCUUUCAUGUUUUAUCGCGACAUAAGAAACCACCAAAAGUUGAGGGAAGCAUGAAUUCAGCAUCAACACAUUUCGUGCCAACGAGUAGAGUUGGUAUAUACGAGCCUCUCCAUCAAUUUGGUAUGUGGGGGGAAACUUUCAAGAACAAUAUCGGCAAUGGAGGAAGUAUGAACACUCCAAACCACAUUCUAAUACCGAAUAAUCAAAAACUAGACAACACCAACUUGUCAGAGGAUACUUCCCAUGGAACUCCUCACAUGUUUGAUCAAGAAGCUUCUACGUCCAGACAUCCUGAUAAAAUACAGAGACGGCUUGCGCAGAACCGCGAGGCUGCUAGGAAAAGUCGCUUGCGCAAGAAGGCUUAUGUUCAGCAGCUGGAAACAAGCAGGUUGAAGCUAAUACAACUAGAGCAAGAACUCGAUCGUGCUAGACAACAGGGAUUCUACGUUGGAAAUGGCAUAGAUACUAGCUCUCUUGGUUUCUCGGAAACCAUGAAUCCAGGGAUUGCUGCGUUUGAGAUGGAAUAUGGACACUGGAUUGAAGAACAGAACAAACAGAUAUGCGAACUUAGAACGGUUUUACACGGACAUGUUACCGACGUCGAGCUACGUUCGCAAGUUGAAAACGCCAUGAAACAUUACUUUGAGCUAUUCCGGAUGAAGUCAGCCGCUGCAAAAGCGGAUGUGUUCUUCGUCAUGUCGGGGAUGUGGAGAACUUCCGCGGAACGGUUCUUCCUUUGGAUCGGCGGGUUUCGACCCUCUGAUCUUCUCAAGGUUCUUUUGCCACAUUUUGAUGUGAUGACGGAUCAACAAGUUCUAGAUGUAUGCAACUUAAGACAAUCGUGUCAGCAAGCCGAAGAUGCGUUGUCUCAAGGCAUGGAGAAGCUGCAACACACGCUUGCGGAGUGCGUUGCACGUGGUGGACUCGGUGAAGGGAACUAUAUUCCUCAGGUGAAUUCUGCUAUGGAGAGAUUAGAAGCUUUGGUCAGUUUUGUUAAUCAGGCUGACCAUUUGAGACAUGAGACAUUGCAACAAAUGCAUCGGAUCUUGACCACACGACAAGCGGCACGAGGAUUAUUGGCACUUGGUGAGUAUUUUCAAAGGCUUAGAGCCUUGAGCUCGAGCUGGGCAACUAGACACCGUGAACCAACAUAGAUUUAAAGUUUCUAAAAAACAACAAGAAGAUGAAUCAAGAAUGAAGAGAAGUGCAUCUUGAGAAAACAGAGGAUUACUCAAAAUAAGUGGAGGUUGCUGCUGAUGAUUUUUUUUUAUUCUGUGGCGGAAUCAGAAAAAAUUGAAAAAAUGUAUCAAACUUGUAAAUAUCAGAAAAGGUGGAGGCGUUCGUUUUCCGGGGUGUAGCAUUUUUUAAAAGAGAAGUUUUUCGGAUGUUUGUUUGAUUUAUAUAGAACUUGGUUCCCAAAUUAAUAAUAAUAAUACAUAAGUGUGUGUUCUAGUUA
Molecule: messenger RNA, 1581 nt
Organism: Raphanus sativus (radish)
Lineage: Eukaryota; Viridiplantae; Streptophyta; Magnoliopsida; Brassicales; Brassicaceae
Product: transcription factor TGA1
Exons: 9
Coding region: 176-1279 (367 amino acids)
Biological process (GO): regulation of DNA-templated transcription; DNA-templated transcription
Molecular function (GO): sequence-specific DNA binding; DNA-binding transcription factor activity
Source: RefSeq, a predicted model, not a curated record